This is a messenger RNA of Entamoeba dispar SAW760, 960 nucleotides long. RefSeq lists its product as uncharacterized. NCBI's taxonomy places the organism in Eukaryota, Evosea, Mastigamoebida, Endamoebidae. The record is from RefSeq and is a predicted model, not a curated record. The coding region runs from base 1 to 960 and encodes 319 amino acids. The transcript has a single exon.
AUGAAUACAGACGAUACUUCACAUGAAAAAGAUGGUAUUGUCGAAUGGACUGAAGAAGAGAUUCAAAUAUUAAAUAAUAAUUUAAAAAAUUUUCCAGAAGAAGAUUAUUCUGAAUUUAAAAGAUUAACAUUAUUAUUAACAAAAUUACCUAGAAAACGAUUACGAGAUGUAUCUGCUCGGCUAGACUAUUACAAACAAUUACAAAAUAAUCCAACACUAACAUGGAAAGAUUUCUGUUGUGAACAUAAACUAAAUAAACAAAAAAGAGUGGAAGCAUAUUCACCUCGUUCUUCUUCAAGUGAAAAUGAUGAUAGUCAAUUAAAAAGAAAAAGAGGUAGAAGUCGUUCUAAAUCUAAAGAAAAACAAAGUAGAGAUUCAAGAGAAAAUUCUUCUUUAGGAAGUGUUGGAGACAGUCCUUAUACUUCUCCUCUCCAUAACAAAGAUUUGUUAUUUACUCCUCAAGUUAGUCCCGAAGGAACAAUUAAAUCUGAACUAACUCAACAAACAUUAACUCGUUCAAAAUCUGGAAUAAAUGUUCCUCGUACUAAACAAUCUUUACCAAUUAAAAUGAGUGAAUGCAUUCAAGAAAAUAAACGAACAACUGAUAUUAAUGACAAUAAAUUUAAAAAAAUUUCUGUAUUUAUCCCUCAAUCUCCCCAAUUACCUUUUAACCCGUCUUUAUUCCAAUUUCGUUUUACUUCUGUUCCUUCAACUCAUCUUGACUCUCUUAAUUCAUUGUUAUUAAAAAAUGAAAGAGUUAUUGACCAUUUAAUUGAAUAUGAACUACAAACUUCUCAAAUAGAUCUUGGUUCUGUUCAAGACUUUUCUUCUACUACUAAAGCCAUAUUAGAUAUUACUGAACAAAUGGUUCAUCCACUUGCUCUACCAGUUGUGUUCAAUGCUCCAAUAUCUAUGAGAGAAAUUCAAUCCCAUUUGAAUGAAUUAGGGAUGAACUAUUAA